Messenger RNA from Kwoniella mangroviensis CBS 8507, 1122 nucleotides. RefSeq lists its product as uncharacterized. Gene Ontology annotation, molecular function: phosphatidylinositol binding. NCBI's taxonomy places the organism in Eukaryota, Fungi, Basidiomycota, Tremellomycetes, Tremellales, Cryptococcaceae. The record is from RefSeq and is a predicted model, not a curated record. The transcript is spliced from 3 exons. Bases 1 to 1122 code for a protein of 373 amino acids.
AUGUCAGACAUACAAAGUAUAAAGAUAAUUUCCACCGAAGUGGUGGACGUACCUAAAUCGCAUGUUGUAUAUGUGAUACAGGUAUCAACUCCUAUACGGACUUGGACGGUCAAAAGACGGUAUUCAGAUUUCAUAUCGUUACAUUCCGAAUUGAAAUCGUCAGUGGGUAAAGAACCGCCUGGUAGUCUACCUGCAAAGCAUUGGAGCUUGAUCAAAGGUGUGGGGGAUGAUAAGCUGAUACGCGAACGUCGUAUCCUUCUCGAACAAUACCUCAUCCUGAUUCUCACAAAUAAAGACCCAUCUUUCAGACAAUCAUACGGAUUCAAAGAUUUCCUCUCUGUCGCAUCAAAUACCAAUCCUUCUCACCCUUCUUCGGUCAACUUCACUUCUCAAUCAUGGUUGCUUGAACAUACCUCACUCCAAAACCUGCUUCGUUCAGCUCGUUCGGCAUUACUCAAGCGCGAUGCACUAGCCUCCAUGGGCGAUUCAGUCGCGUCGAGAAGUUCAAGUAUAGAAGCUAAGAAGAUACUUAAAGAGGCUUCACAGCGUAUACAUACUUUGGAAGAUGCCCUGGGAUUAGACAGUAUGGCCAGUAUGGGUGAAGGGGAGAAGAAAAGGAGGUAUGAGAUGGUUGAACAGUUGAAAAUUGAGAGAGAGACUUUGAAUAGGAUGGCAGAAGUGGGUAUAAGAACUUCGACUUCGGCAUUUUCAAGAAAUUCUGAACCAUCUGGAAGUAGAAGUAAUGGUUCUUCUUCAUUUGAGCCCACGGGGACCACUAGGUCAAAUGGAGGUUCGUUAAAUUCUUUACCUGGUGGUUUUCCCCAGGGACAACAAAUAAGUAUAGGAAGGACGUUUGGUGUCAAGUCACCUCCACAGGAGACAUCUGAAACUAGACCGUUAGAUGAUAGAGGUUUGUUACAAUUACAAGUUCAGAAAAUGGAUAAUCAAGAUGAUCAAUUGAAAGAAUUGUCGAAGUUGUUACAGAGGCAAAAACAAAUGGGUGAAGAGAUUCAUCAGGAGAUUGGAGAACAGAAUGAUUUGUUGGAUGAGAUUGAGAGUGGAGUUGAUAAGACGGGUAGGAAGUUGGGGAAGACUAAGAGGGAAUUGAAUAGGUUGGGAUAG